Messenger RNA from Dimorphilus gyrociliatus, 1404 nucleotides. Lineage: Eukaryota; Metazoa; Annelida; Polychaeta; Dinophilidae. The record is from the annotation of a GenBank genome assembly.
UAAAUCAAUAAAAUGAAUCAAGACAGACGAUUUAGCUAUUUUGUUGGACAACGAAAAGAUGCUGACACUAAUGAUAAAUCAAUUAUUUUAGGGCUAAUCAGAAGAAAUAAACCUGCAGAAGAGGAUAUUGUCAGUCAGGCUAGAAUAUUGUGCACAGAAUUCGUUACAACUAGGCUAAAUAGAGCAUCCCAGCUAAAUGCUAAACAGCAAUACGAAGCUUCAAAGUUUAUCCCUUCAGAUACCCUUAAAGAAAUUGAAUUUUUGGCGGGAAAACUAGAAAAAUAUUACGGGCAAUUAUUUAAUGACGUUAGUGAGCAAUUAGGUAUUCCAUUUACAUCCGAAAGUGCAGUUAGGGAAACGUUCAGAAAUGUUGCCGAAAACCUUUUUAAAGAACGAAAAUCAGUUACAUGGGCUAAAGUGAUAGCAUUAUUCUGUUUGUCGGGAAGUUUCGCUUGCGAUUGUUCUAGACAGAAUAGAAGUGAAUUCGUACCAGUGAUUAUAGAUAGUUUUACAGAAUUCGUUAAAGAUUCCCUAUUAGACUGGAUAAAGAGAAGAGGUGGAUGGGUAAGUAAGAAAAAAAAAUCUCUCUAACUUCUCAAAAUCUUAUUUGUUUAGUAAACUCACACAUUGAAAGGGCAAGUUUGUUAUCAAAUAUUCAUUCCUUCUUAUUUUAUGACAGUAAAUCUGUGCAACUAAUAAUUUAUUACUCGUGGAACAUAUUGCAAUAGCUUUUUUUAUCGUUAUAUAAAAAAAGAACUGAACAAACUUGUACCGUAAAUUACAAACUUGACAUGUCUUAACUAUAUAUCAAAAUUCUACGUAAAAACAAACCAAAAUUUUGAUAAACAUUACUUUUUUUCUUUUUUCAUCUCUUCAAUUUCCUUUUCUAAUCAUUUUUUGUUUUUCUAUUUCAAUAUUAAAUUAAGCUUUUAUUUUUCUUUCAUUUUCUUUUCCCACUGUUAAUAUAUAGGUCGACGUCGCAACCGUAUAUAGAACAACAUCCGAUGCGAAUAAAUUGUGGUUAACAAGUGUUUUUGGCGCGCUUGUUGGCUUUAUUUAUACAAUGUUUUGGACUGUUAAUAUGAAUUGAGAGGUAUUAAUUCAAAUAAAUAUUUGAGUUAACCAAGUUGGUUAAGAAUAGUCUAAGAAAAAGAUUAGAAAUGAACAAAUUUUUCCUAUUUGAGAAGAAGAAAAAUGAAAAAGAAAAAGUAGAAAUUUGUAAUAAAUUGAUUCAAAAAUCAUUUAUUUUCUUACAAUGAUUUGUAUGAAAGUCUUGUGCAAUAUACUAUAAAGUACUGCUAUAUAUAAACGAUUAAUAAAAUUAAUACAAUUAUAGUGAAAAAUUUCCCCAAUUUAUGGCAUUAAAUAAUUGAAAUAAAUGUGUAGACUUAUCUACAAUAUGUA